Molecule: messenger RNA, 588 nt
Organism: Dentiscutata erythropus
Lineage: Eukaryota; Fungi; Glomeromycota; Glomeromycetes; Diversisporales; Gigasporaceae
Source: the annotation of a GenBank genome assembly
AUGGCUAAAGAAAAGUCUCGUUUAAAUGAUGCAGACAUCGAUAGCAUCACUACUAUGAUAGAAGCUCUUACAAUAAAUUGGGUUAAACAAGAAAGCAUCAAUGAUAGUAAAAUAGAGAAAAUUGAAACAGAUAUUAAGGAGUUGAUGAAGGUAGUUAAAGAACUUAUCAGUAACAACUUAUCCUUUGGACGAUCUCAGUCAAGAAGUGCAAGUUUUACUAGGCCACAAAGAAACCUUGAUAAUCAUCAGUAUUUUAAUUGUCAACAAGAAGGUUAUAUCUCAUGUAACUGUCCAAAUCAGAUAGCACAGGACCCGCCUGACCAAAGAAAUGAACAAAGAGAUAUAAAAACUGAAAAUGUUGAGGUUCUGGAAGCAAACAUCCGGUAUUUCGAAAUAACAACAGGGUCAAGUAAUUUUGAAAUUGAAUGCUUAAAGGUUGAAAUAGUAAAAGGAGAACCCAUAUUCGAUAUAAAAAAUUGGGAACUCAGAAAAAAAAAAUGUGUUGAUGAAGAAGAGACUAUUAGUUACAAAAAUAGAAAGAAAAAAGAGAAAGUUGAUGAAAAUAAAAAUAUUUCGGUAGAAUCAUGA